This is a messenger RNA of Penicillium soppii, 1284 nucleotides long. Its product is annotated as MFS transporter. Lineage: Eukaryota; Fungi; Ascomycota; Eurotiomycetes; Eurotiales; Aspergillaceae. Gene Ontology annotation, biological process: transmembrane transport. The transcript has 3 exons. Bases 1 to 1284 code for a protein of 427 amino acids. The record is from RefSeq and is a predicted model, not a curated record. Gene Ontology annotation, molecular function: transmembrane transporter activity.
AUGUACACGUCGGGUGUUGAAGGAAUCCAACAAGAAUUCAACAUAUCAUCCAAGCUAAUUGUACUCCUUGGCCUCACUACGAAUCUUUUUGGGUUGGCGCUUGGGUCUGUUGUUCUUUCAUCAUUGUCAGAAAUAUAUGGUCGGCGUCCCGUUUAUAUCUUCUCCGUUUUCUUCUUUGGUCUUUUGAUACUACCCGUUGCCUUGGCAAAAAACAUAGAAGCCAUUCUUAUAAGUCGCUUUUUUGCGGGAUUCUUUGGUGGUACCAUGAUUGCUAGCGCCCCAGGCAGUGUCACUGAUGUGACGGAUGAACAGUAUCGUGCAUUGGCACUGAGCUGCUGGAGCCUAGGUACCAUGAAUGGGCCUGUUCUCGGCCCUAUUAUUGGUGGCUUUGUUUACCAAUAUCUUGGUUGGCGCUGGAUAAAUUGGCUUGUUUUGAUAUGCAGCGGUAUCUCACUGUGUCUGAUGUUUCUUGUGAGAGAGACUUAUGCCCCUGCUCUUCUUCGGCGGAGAGUGAAAGAAAAGAAGAAGAUCACUGGAGACCCUAGAUGGUGGUCCCGCUUCGACCACGAGGAAACAGGUUUUCAAGUUUUGAAGACCAAUUUGAUUCGACCUCUACGCAUGGCAGUUCUUGAGCCAAUUUGUGUUUUCUGGAAUAUUUAUGUUGGAAUUGUGUAUUCUGUGUUGUUUUUAUGCUUUGUUGCAUAUCCAAUCGUCUUUCAAAACACGCGAGGGUGGACCCCAGGAUUAGCUGGGUUGAGUUACUGCGGCAUCGGCACAGGCACAGCUAUCGCUGUGCUUCUAGAGCCGUUGAUCAGAAAAAUCAUCGCGUGGCACCCCUGUGAUCCAAUUACUGGUCGGCCAAACCCAGAGGCCGCAGUGAUUGCUGUUUGCAUCGGCAGCAUCUUGAUACCGAUCGGUGAGUUUUGGUUUUCGUGGACGACACAGCCAUCGGUACAUUGGAUCUGGCCUAUCUUAGCAGGUAUUCCCUUUGGAUUGGGAAACGGGUUUGUGUUUAUAUAUGCCACAAAUUACUUGGCCGGAAGUUACACUGUCUAUGCCGCUUCUGCCUUAGCCGGAAAUUCUAUCGUGCGAUAUGGGCUUGCUGGUGUUUUGCCUCUCGCAGGAGACAAGAUGUACAGUACUCUUGGUGCACAUUGGGCUGGUACAAUGCUGGCACUCAUCGAACUCGUUCUUGUUCCGAUUCCGUUCAUCUUUUACAAAUACGGCCAUCACAUUCGGUUGAGAAGUCCCAUAACUGUCAAGAGAGAUAUUAACAGCGUGUGA